AUGCCCGGUCCGGGUUUCGAACCCGCGCUCGGACCCCUAAUUUUCAGAGUGCUCAUCGACUCUACGCCGGUAGAUCGACUGCCCGAUGGGCGACCUCUGGCCCAACUUUCCUUGGCUGAGAUCAAGGAACAGUGUGCGAUACGGAACCUGUCAAAGAAUGGAUCCCGGAAGGACUUGACCGAUCGUCUCAAAUUGCGGCUCGAACUCGAAAAGCUCAGAGAAGAGGCAUCUCGUGCUCUAGCCAAAGAAGAUGUUGUGCCUAAUAUUGGCUUGCAGGAUACCCCCGUCGGUCAAUCGGACAUCGUACGGCAAUACCUGGAAGCUCAACAGAGGAGACUACUUCUCUUCGGAGUUCAACGGCCCCAUUUUGGGAACACAGUUCCGAUCCAAGAAACGACACCGAGCGAUGAACGGAAACGUCCGGUGGCUCAAAAAACGAAAGGAUCUCUGAAACAAGCCGAUCUGCUCGCUAGCACACCGGGAGCGACUAGGAAUGUUUUGUCGAACACUGAGGCCACGGUCCUUGACGACCUCGAGGAGACCUCAAGCGCGGUGAAGACGACCCGCGGCCGAUCCGCGAAUCACAAAGCUCGAGCCGAUGAGACUCCCGCCCGGAAGAAGACGCGCUACAAUGCCAACGAUGCGAGCAACUCUGUCUCAAAGAUUUACGAAGAUGCAACCUCAGCCGCUCCCAAGCGGCGACGUACGGUUCGUGGAAGUCCAAUACAGGCAGAUGGGCUCCAAACGCCAACGGUGACCCUAGAGCUCAGUCCGACUGGCACUGAUGGCAAGGAAGUGAAACGCGGCCGUGGUAGACCCCGGAAAAUCAAGGAGACACCUCCUGCAAACACCGUCGCCGAGCCGCUCCCUGCUCCCGGCUCAUUGUCUGACGAUGUUGCGCCGCAAGAACACCCGACGGUCAAAGCCGAAAGCGAAAAGAAGCCGAUCGCUGCGGAUAAAGAUGAGAAUCGUAGCACCAGGGCCAAACGGCUCAGAUCUCAGGACGAGACCCCUCAGACGUUGCAGGAUAGAGCCCGAGCCCCACAUCCGCCGAGCUCGGCGGAUCCCGCACCAUCUGACGCGUCUCAGGACCCUAUCGAAGCCGCUCUUCUGGCGAUGCACGGUGUCGAAGACGCUACCAAGAGCCCGAAAAGACGAACCUUGCCUGCCGAUGAGCUCGGAAAUGAGAUCUUGAAAAAUCAUGAGAGUGAAGAGAGAUCCGAGCAGCAAGACGAUACUCCCGAUCAACAUGUAGAUGAUUUGGCCCAUAAUGACAGUAUCCAAUCUGGGGAGAUCGUUGAAAAUUGCGAUACGCUGCCUCGUUCUGCCCCCGGUGUCGAUGCAACGGCGAGCGAUACGACGGCAACGAGUCGAGAACGGUCGAAAACGGUAAAACCAGCCCGCAACAAAGAGGUCUCGCUACCUACCGUGAAGGAGGUCCCGAAAACCGUUGAGCCGAGAGCCGAACGUGUUAUAGAGAGAGAAUCAAAAGAGGUCUUCGCGAAAAAGUCGACUCCAGUCAGUCAAGGAAGUCCUCGACAAGAUGUUAAACGUACAAGCGGAACCGUUGAGCGCACUGUUCGCGAAACUCGGAAGCGAUCGAAAGUCGAGAACAUCGUUCAGAAACUGACUCAAGACAAGGUGGAGGCCGAUAUCGCCGCAAAGGAUGACUGUGUUUUACGUCUGCUCGGCGAAGGUCCCAAAGUAGAGAAGACCGACAAAAGGCCGCUAGACACACCUAAAACGAGCAGAGAGAAGAAACCCGAUCUGGGAAGCCCUCGUGAGAAACGAACGAAGGACGAGUUGCCAACUGUAUCAUCUCCACCGUCGCGACGAACUCGACGAGGACCCUCUGGCGAGGGGAUCGAUGCGAAGCUCGGAUCGGAGUCAUCGACGACGAGCGGAGCUGUGGCUGCCGCAGCUCCUGUGGCCGCGAUCGAUGCGGAAUCCGGUCGCAGAGACAGCGUAGAAGCAGCUGUUGCUGCGCUAAUUGAACAGAAACCCCCAAUCGCCGUAGCACCUGAACCGACGAUCCACGAAAAACGUGCCGCUCCCUCGACCCAGAAGUCGAACAUCGAGCCAAGUCCCGCCGGAGGGAAUCUUCCUAGCAAGUUGGAGCAGGUGAUCGCUAAAUGCGAAACGAGGCGAACAUCCGCCCGGAAAAACUCCCUGGAGGUCAAGGAAUCAAAAAUAAGCGAGAUUCUCAGCGCUGAACAACCAAUCAAAAAGAACGCGAUCGCAACAGAGCCCGUCGUCGACGUCGUCGCAACUGCAUCGUGUUCCGUCAGCGGAGAGGCACCGAGUAUCAGCGUCAAAGAUGAAAUACCGGAAACUCUCCAGGUGGCAGAUCUCUGUGAAGAGAAAGCUAUCAAACAGAUGGCACUCGCUGUCGAGUCCGGCACCGACCCCCUCCCGGAGCCGAAAACCCUCGUUGAGGUGAACGAUGUGGGCGACAAAGAGACGAUCGCGUCGCGGAAGGGGGAGCUACUCGGCCAACCCGGAGAAACGACGCACAACAAGGCUACCGUCGUUGUAGCGCCGGAGAAAACUUCCAUAGAUCCGAACACAGCUCCGGAGAAGCGGAAGCAGAAGGACGAAGCCGACGAAGACCCCGACUCGUUGAAGAUCGAUGAGAACCACGACGAUGAAUUCGACGCUGAAGAGAGUCAGAGGCCCCUCGUCAGCGAACUCGAUGGAGAAUGCAGUAGUUUGCAGAAAGCGACUGCGGGAAAGCCCGCGGAGGACGAAGUGGUACCUCCGCCAAAGAAGGAGAAUGAGACCUCGAAACCCUCGGAAUCGAACAUCGAAAACCAUCAAGGAGCGGAACCUGACGAGCAGCACAAAGAAAAUCGCGCAGCGGAGGGGGAACUAUCCGAGACUGCAGCGAUGAACAAAGUUUCGGAUCUACUGGAUGGUAACAAGGAUAUCGCUAGUGACAUCGAAGAGGAGGUUUCGAGCAAACCACAACCCGAGCAGGAUGAUCUUUGGGAAGCCGUUUUUUGUGGCGAUCAAGAAGGCAAUCCAGCAUCAGACUGGCCGGAAGGCAACAAUAACGAGGACCCGAGUUCGUCUUAUCGCCAAAGUGAACUGUUGGAUGACAGUGAAACAAGCAUCAACGACACGCCUGGAAUCAAGCUCCCUCAUAAGUUCCAACCCAAUGUUGAGAGUGCGGUGGCUUCGAUCCUCGAUCUGAACGACAUCAUGCGGCCGUCAUCGAGUUUGUCUUCGCAAGGUGGACACAACGAAAAUGACUCCGCGGUUAUCGACAACGUACCGGAUGCCGAUAGCGCCGUGGCUGGGCUUCUGUCGGAGACGCCUUUCGACGACGACGGAGGUCACUCCGAACUUUGCAUCGACGAUGAGGUCGUCUCCGACGCCGUCCCGCUCGAGUUCGACGAAACGGAAGGCCCCGCCGAGGUGUUCGACCAGGAACCCAAUCCAUCUGAAAUGGGCGAAGUUUUGCACGAAGAGAGCAGCACUUGCAAGGAAACUCCUGAGCGACGUAUUAGCGAGGAAGUUCGUUCUGUUACCGGAGACGUUGUUGAGAGCGUGGCCACCACGAGUCUCCUCGUCGACGCCACAGAGCAGCAACAGCGAAAGAAAGCGGUAUCUCCAUGCGACACAGAACGGACAUCUUCGGAUCCGCGCGAAGACUCUUCAGUAAAGCCGGGGAAAAAUCCUCCCGCGGAUGCAACGACAGUGACUAGAAGUCCGCCCCAAGCAGCGAUCGAGACGCCCCCUGAGGCCAAGAGCAGCGUCAAUUUAUCCGAAGAGAGUAGCUCGGAGAGCGACCUGGAAGAUUUGGGGUCUAGCCGCAAGGCCCGGGUGAAGCAGCAGAGAGACAAAUCAGCUGGAUCAUCCCUGCUGAAAUCCACUGAUAAAAAGAUCGGGGACCGGAAGGCCCCGUCCAAAGGACCGUCCUCUGUUUCUUCGUCAUCGUCCUCGGGUUCGUCGUCCGGCUCAUCAUCGUCGGGCUCUUCUUCUUCUUCUUCCGAAGACGACGAUGAUGAGGAGAACGAUGUUAGCGAGAGGAAGACAGUGAAAGCUCGCAAAUCGAGACCGAAAUCGCUCGAAGAUGCCGCAGACGAUUCCAGAGCGCGAUCAUCGGCGAAGAAGAAGCAAUCCGAGCAUCAGAUAGACCAGACGGUGCGGGACGUCAAGCGGAAUGAGGGAGAUACGAAGAAGUCCGAGACGACGAGUGACGGAGAAUCGAGAAAGCAGCAACACGGGGCGGAUCUCCGGAAACGAUCGCAAGAAGGCGCGCGGCGGGAACAGCGAGAGAAAUCGCCCAAGAAGGUGAAGGAGCAGCGAGCUGAUGAGGCUGGAAAACUGCGCGAGGAGCAAGAAGCAGGAGCUGAAAAAUCACGCGCAGAAGUCGACGCGAAGGCUGAGAAACUGCGUCGGCAACAGAAUGACGACGCGGAACGCGUAACCGAAGAGAAACUGCGAAAAGAACGAGAGGCGGAGAAACGACGUUUACAACGAGAGGAAGAACAGAAAGAGCGGGGAAAGCAAGAUAAACUUCAGAAGGAAGCCGAAGAAGAGGCGCGGAAGGCUGAAGAAGAAAUAGUGCGGAAGGCCGAAGAAGAAAAGGCCGAAGAAGAGAGAGCGCGGAAGGCCGAAGAAGAGAAAGCGCGAAAGGCCGAAGAAGAAAAAGCGCGGAAGGCCGAAGAAGAAAAAGCGCGGAGGGCCGAAGCCGAAAGAGCGCGGAAGGCCGAAGCCGAAAGAGCGCGGAAGGCCGAAGCCGAAAGAGCGCGGAAGGCCGAAGCCGAAAGAGCGCGGAAGGCCGAAGAAGAAAAAGCCCGGCAACUCCGAGAAGAGGAAGAAGAGAGAGUGAGACUACAACUGAAAGCAGAGGAGGAAGCAGAGCUCCUGCGAAAGCAGCGGGAAGCGGAAGCGGAAAGACUGAGGCAGGAGGAGGAGCUGUUGAGGAAGCAAGAAGAAGAGGAGGCAGCGGCGGAGGAGCUGAGGAGAGUAGAGGCGGAGAAACUGCGCCGGCUUGAGGAGGAGACAUUGCGCAAGCUAGAAGAAGAGAAACUUCGCGAACUAGAGGAGGAAAAAUUACGGCUAGCAGAGGAAGAAAAGUUGCGACUACGGCGAGAAGAGACAGAGAGGCUGCGUAUAGAAGAGGAGGAGAAGUUGAGGAUUCAGCGAGAAGAAGCCGCUGCAGUGAAACUCCGGGAGGAAGAAGAGAAAGAAAGAUUGCGGCAGCAGGAAGAGGAGAAAUUGAGGAUCCAGAAACAGGGAGAAGAACGGGGGAAUCGACAAGAAGAUGAAGCUCGAGCUCUGCGCGAGGAGCGAGAAGAUAGAGCGGAGAUCCGCGAGGGCCAAGAAUCUAGAAAUGAAGAAGCAGGAGGCCCGCAGAUGCCACAGGCGGGAGUCUCCGCCCAAGAAACGCAGCAAUCGCGAGACCCGCCUCCAGAGCAGAAGUCCGUGACGACAGAAGCUACAAUACAGCCCCCACAAGCACACAAGACCCUUCCCGACGCAAUAGCCCAGGUAAACGUUCCCGUUUCCGAGGAAUCAGCCGCUUCCAAAGCUUCGACGUCGUUCGACGAUGCUGAGGGAGGAUCUCUGGGCCGAGGGCCGAGCGACACGAGUAGAGAGCGAGCGGCGGCUGGUGGCUCCACGAUAGGAUUGAAGAGUCAACAAAGGAAAAAUCCUCUAGUCAGUUACGGCUUCGACAGCGACGACGACGAGGACGACGACGAGGAAGGUGACGACGAGAAUGACGACGAUACCGAAAAUCGCGGUCACGCAGCUUCGAACGCGUCCGAAGCUGUGGCCAAAGACGACACCUUGAGAAUUAACGACGGAGGGUCAAACGAAACGGGAGACUCAUCGUCCCGCGCCAAGUCCGCCGAUGGAGCACGCCAAGACGCAGCAGAGAGUUCUGGGGACUUCGUUGGGGUCGAUGUUUCGGCAGCGAAGUCUUCUGACGAUUCUGGGGGCGUCCAGGUUUCGUCGUCGCACACAACGAGCAUCUUCACUCACUCGGUCGCAAGCCCCGGUCUGGCUACCGGAAAUCCGAAAAAAUUCGAAGUCACCUCGAGUAGCGACAACCCGACCGGAGUAAGUCGCUCCGCAGUGCCUGAUGAUCAAGCCGAGGCUCCAGGCCCCUCCGGGGACGAGACCGAGGUCGGGGCUCGCGAGAACGAGCUCUGCGACCAAGGACUCGUGGCGCAAAGCGCCUGUUCGCAGGCGACGAGUCAAGCGGAAACCGCGUCGAGCUCCGACGAAAGCGGUCGUCCGCUCGAAGUGGCUCCGGUCCGUCUCGGUUCGUUGUCGGCGGAGGGGGCGUCAUCCUCCGCCGAGAUGACAUCGUCCUCCGACAGGGCGAAGCAACACUCUCAGGAUGGCGCAACGUCGAGCUCGGAUGGCCUUCAUUCCGAGUCUUCGAUGAGCGUCCGUCCACCGGAUCAGGAAACCGACUCGAAAGCGUCAUGCGUCGCAUCGUCUUCGCCGUCCCAAGCGAUCGAGCACCCAUCGGAACAGCAGGACCAGCAGGCCGAGGACGCGUGUUCGAGCUCCGACAAGCUACCGGAGAACGACGAUGAUCCGCCCGUCGAUACAUCGUCGGGUGAGGAGCUUCGAACCGAGGUCCAGUCGUCGUCCGAAGUCAAACCGCUCGCGGAGAAGCCCACCGACGCUUCGUCCAGCUCCGACGAGAAACAUUCGGCCGAAUCGUAUGCGGACUCGUCCUCGCCUCAGCAUACGAUGACGACGUCGAACAUCGACGUUGGGAGCAGAAGCGUAGAUGCGGAGGGAGCUCCAUCGAGUUCUGACCAGCAGGGCACGGCGGACAGCAGAAUCGAAGCGGAACCCGAUGGCGUGGAUCCAGUUCGAACGUCAGUGGAGGGUUCCGACGAGGCGAGUUCCCCCGACGAGGGCGGUGGCGGCGAGAACGACGACGACAAUUCCGUCGACGCGAGCGACGAUCCGACUCGGCCCAAAUGCUGCUCGAGUAGUAGCGUUCCGACCGAACGAGGCUCAGCCUCUGCUGAAGAAUUCGAGAGCGGAAGACCGCGUUGCGAAAGCACGAGCGAAACGAGCCGGAUCGCCCGGAUCGCCGUCGACGACGACGACGACUUCGAGGACAAUUCUCAGCCGGAACUUCCGGGAGCCUGCACCAGUAGUCACAGCCAGCAACAUUCGAGUCAGCAUGCUGCAUCCGAGCAAGCCGACCAUCCAUCGAAUGCCGCUGACGAAGACAAAGACAUAUCGAGCAGCAACAACAAUCACAAUAACAGCCACGACAACAUCGAUGCCGCUACGGCGGAGAGCUCCUUGUCGAAGGCCGCCGAGGACAAGACUUCCAUUUCGAGCUCCGACGCUCAACCAUCCCAAAGACCGGCGGACUUUAGUUUAGACGAGUCCUCUGGCAUGGCACAAAGUUCUGACGAGUCGCGAGCUCAGAUGAUGGCGUCGCCGUUGCAAGUCCCCGACGGCAACGAGGUAUCGGCCAGCUCGUCGUCGUCGUCCUCGUUGACAUCGACCGUGACUGGCGAGAACCAAGUCAACACCUCCGGUGGGAAGGACUCUCCAGCCCCGACGCCGAGUAGCAGCAGCUGCAAACCCGACCUGAAGUCUUCUCUGACGUCUUCGAUGGAAGACGCGUCUUCCGAGGCGAUACCAAUGGGCGUCGAUAGCUUGAAAGACGAGGAUGCCUGUCGGGACGAAACCGCCGUAGCCGAAGAGAACGCCGACAGCAGUCGUGAAGACGAGAACCCGAGCUCGAGUUCCCCGUCCGAGAUGAGCGGCAACAAGGGGAGCAAGGAGCCCAAGUAG
Messenger RNA from Galendromus occidentalis (western predatory mite), 7788 nucleotides. Its product is annotated as titin homolog. The transcript is spliced from 16 exons. Bases 1 to 7788 code for a protein of 2595 amino acids. The record is from RefSeq and is a predicted model, not a curated record. NCBI's taxonomy places the organism in Eukaryota, Metazoa, Arthropoda, Arachnida, Mesostigmata, Phytoseiidae.